Molecule: messenger RNA, 4470 nt
Organism: Plasmodium gaboni
Lineage: Eukaryota; Apicomplexa; Aconoidasida; Haemosporida; Plasmodiidae
Product: LCCL domain-containing protein
Exons: 2
Coding region: 1-4470 (1489 amino acids)
Source: RefSeq, a predicted model, not a curated record
AUGUCUAAUUUUUUUUUGUCCAUAAUAUAUAUAUUAUUUAUCCCUUACUUUUGUCGUGCAAGCUUUAAAAAAUAUUUAUCUAAUAAGAAAAUAUUUUUAAAAUAUAAUGGUACAUAUUGUUUAUACCCUGAAAAUGUUAUAGAAAAUGAUAUAAUUGAAAUAGCCACUGAUGAAUGUGAUAAAGUAGCACAUGAAUAUGAGAAUAAAAUUGUUUGGUUUUCGUUUGAUAAUGGAAGAUUAAGAAGCGACAACGGUAUGUGCCUUAAAACGUACAAAAAUAUUUUAGUCAUUUCAACAUGUUCACCUAAUAAAAAUGAAAAGUCUGAAAUGUGGAAAAUAGACGAAGAAAAACAUUUGAAAAAUGAAAACAACAAUUGUGCUCAAAUAGCUGGGAAUAAAUUAUUUUCUUUUACUUGCAAUAAUUUAUCAACUAAAGAAUUUGAACAAUCCAUAUUUUCUUCAGACGAGUUAUAUUUAAUGAAAACAAGAUAUUCCCAACAAAAAUUAAAAAAUAUUAAAACAAAAGAUAUAGAGAAAUUUCAUAGCAAUUUUAAUACUUUAAGUAAUAGUUACAAAGAAGUAGAUACUAAAAUAGUACAUAUUUUAAAUAGAGAUAAACAAAUGAAAAAAGAAAAAGAAAAAAUUCUUCAUUUAAUAGACGAUAUGAAAUUAUUAGUUCAUACAUCUUCAUCAUUAAAUGAAUAUGGUACAGGGGCUAUUAUGAAAAUAUAUGAUAAUAUGGAUAUAGAAAAAAAGAAAUAUUUAUUAACUGUACCAUUAGAAAAAUUAGAAAUUAAUGAGGAAAAAUUAGACCAAAUAGGUAUAGAACAAGGAAAAAUAAAAAUUAUUAUUCAAAGCUUUUUAAAUGUACCACAAAAUAAUACUUAUACAUUUAAUAUAAAAAAUAUCAUAGGAAAUAUAUAUAUAAAAUUAAACAAUGAAGAAAUCAUUUCGAAUAGAAAUAUUCAAAUGAAUAAUAGAAACAAUAAUAGUGCUGUAGUGAAAUUACGCAAAAAUAAAUUAAUCCCUAUAUACAUAGAAAUAUCUUCCAAAGGUAAUGAAAAAACUUCCUUCUCUUUAUAUUGGAGUAAUAAUAAUAUGCCUGAACAAAUCAUUAAUUCUUUAUACUUAUAUAGUACUAUAUAUGAAAAAGUGUGUUAUACACCACUUGAGAAAAAAAUUGAUUUUACCUUAACAUUUGAAAAUAUUACUAAAACUAAUAGAGAAUAUCAAUUUUUGUGUCCAUUGAAAAAUUUUAAUAAUGAUCAAAACGUUAGUAUAUUAAAAAAAGAGAAAAGACCAAAUCCUUGUUAUGAUUUAAAAUCUAGUAUAUGCGCCUCAGCAAUUGAUUCAUAUUUUUUACCAAAUGAAAGUGAAGGAAUUGUAAAAGCAGUUAGACAAAGGAUACAAAAUGAAAAAGGUAUAUAUGAAGAGUGUGGUAUUAUAUUACCUACUAAUACAACUGAACAUAUAUUCAAAGGUAUAACAGAUAUAAAAUUAAUUGAUAUGGAUGAUUUUUUUAUUAAUUAUGAAAAAAAUAAAGAAUUAUACAAAGGUUAUAAAGGUAUAGUAACUGAUGAUAAACAUUCGUUAUUAUAUAAAACUGAUUUAUCUAAAAGUUUUAUAUCUGAUAUUGAUAUAAAUUGUACAAAUAAUUUUAAUAAAAAAAAUAAUUAUGAAUAUAUCUCAGGAUCAUUUAUUAUUCAACGUAUUAAAUCGUCAGAUUUAUUAAAACAAAAUACAUCAAUAGUUGUAGACGUUUUUGCUUUAUUUGAAAAAUAUAGUGAUAUAAAGAAUAUGCCUUCUAUAUAUUUAUCAAAUUGGACUAGGAAAACAUGUAAUGAUAUACAGUUAUAUAUAAAAUAUGGGAAACCAAAUGAUAUAAUGAAAUAUCCAUCAAAACUGUUAUCAUGUGAUGACACAUUUGAUAGUUUAACAUAUCAAAGUAGGGAUGAUAAAAAUAAUAAUAACAUUAGCAACAAUAAUAGUAAUAAUAAUAAUAAUAAUAAUAAUAUCAUUCAUGAUAAUUAUUAUUAUGGUGAUGAUACCAUUGUUGCUAGAUGCUUACCCUAUUGUAUUAAUGAUAAAGAAGUGUUAGGUUCAUAUAUUUAUAUGUCCAAAUCACCCAUUUGCAAAUCGGCUAUACAUUCGGGUAUUAUAACAAUUAAUGGAGGAUUGGUAGAAAUACGAAAGCUAAAAAAUAUUACCCAAAAUUUCAACAGCACUAUAGAAAUUACCAGAAAUGGUGUUAAAGCAAUAAUAGGCACAAAUAAAAACGGAGAUUCUUACUAUAUUACUAAACCCAGUGGUAGACUUUGUAAUUUUCCUAGGACAUCUUACAAUAUAAAUGAAUCAAUAAAUUUAGAAAGCGACAUACAACAUAAGAAUGAUGAAGAUAAAACAAAUAAUAAUAAUAAUAAUAAUAAUAAUAACAACAAUAAUAAUAAUAGUAAUAAUAGUAAUAAUCUUACACAUAAUAACCAUAAUAUAAUUUUUCCUUCAUUCAUUCAGCUGUAUUCCAAAGUAAAUGAAACACUCCCAGUAGUUUUAGUACAUGAGAAACAUGCUGUUCUACCUAAUCAGCUAUAUAAAAUACAAAAUGUAUACAAUCAAAAUAGUUAUAAGAAAGAUUUUUUUUUUUCGCAAAAAAAUGAUACAGUCAAUGAAAAUAUAAGGAAGAAUCCAUCUUCUACACCUUUAGAAGAUGAACAAAAAAAAGAAAAUAAUAAAAUAAAUCAAGAAUUUACUACGUUUGAAAAAAAUUAUAAAAUGGAAAUUCCACAUUAUCAAACAUUAAUUAAGAAAAAUGAAAAUAUUCUUUCGAACUUGUUUAUGAAAAAAAACAGUAUAAAAAAUAUGGAAUCACAAAUAACAGAUAUAAGAAAAAACCAAAAAGACUCUUACGAUAUUUUUGUUAAAACUCAACAAACAAUUGUAACAUCUCUUAUUAAACAAUUUGAUAUAAUAACGAAGAAAAAGGAAAAUCAUAUAAAUAGACUAGAAAAGGCAUUUUCUAAUAUUAAGACAACAACAGUAAAGACAUUCAAAGAACAAUAUGAAUCCACAAAUAUUAAUGAUAAUUAUAUAAUAAUAGAUAGUAUUCAAAAUAAUAGUAUCAAUGGAUCAUCAAAUUGGAAAAUUGAAAAAUAUAAAAAUGGAAAUUUCUUUUCAUCUAUUACAGAAAACUCAUUUAUAAAAUCAGAUGAUGACAUAUACGGAUCAUAUAUACUUUAUCGAUAUACCAAAUUAUAUAAAGGAUUUAUAUCAUUAGAUAUAAAAUUACCAUAUGAAGGAAAUUUUGGAAUAAUCUUUAAAUAUAAAGAUGAUAAAAAUUAUCAUAACUUUAUAAUUAAUAGGAAUGAAUUUUAUUUUUUGGAAGUAAUAAAUGGAACAUUAGGAAACAAAAUUAAUUAUACUAAAACUGAAAAUAAUAUAUAUAAAUUUGGAAUGUGGAUACAAAUCCAUCUAGAUUUUGGUAAUAAAUAUGUACGUACAUUUAUAAAUAAAAAAUUUGUAUGUGGAUAUGAAACCAGAAAUGAUACAUAUGGAUUCCUAGGAUUUGGAGUUAAUCAUUGUAAAGAAAAAAUAUUUAUAGAUAAAAUAGUUAUAGGUUCUUUAGAUCAAACUAAAUAUUACUCAGACAAUGGGCGAAAAAGGAAUAACAUUGAAAAUAUAUUUCCUCCUAAUAUUUAUUUAAAUAAAAAUAUGCAAAUAUUACAAAAUGGGAAAAAAAAAAAAAAUUUUACUUUUAACAAGUAUAAUAAAAAAGAUACAAUAAAUACAGGAAAUAAUAAUUCUAUUGGAUGUAUAUCUUUUGAAGAAAAUUUUAAUACCCCUUUAGAUAACAACUGGAUAGUACCUGACAAUAAUACAUGGCAUAUAAAAAGAAAAGAAACAAAUAUAUACUUACCAUCCAUAUUAAAAAAUUUAAAAAUAUUAUAUGAAAAUCAAGAUAAUUCUGAAACUAAUAAUAUAUCUAAUAAUGAAGAAAAUUAUUUAUAUUCAAUAAAAAAAACAAAUGAAGCAACAAAUAUACUCAUACCAUCUAUUCUUCUUUUAAAUAAACAACAUUUAUGUACACAUAUGAAAUCAUAUACAUUUCAAACUAAUAUAAACUUAAAUAAAAUAUCCAAAGCUGGAAUCAUUUUCAGAGUUCAUUCUAAUGAUGAUUUCUUAUCAGUCAUAUUAGAUAUUUCAGAAAAACAUGGAAAAAUAUAUCUUAUGAAAAUAACCAAAGGAAUACCAUUCCAGUUAUUAACACAAACACAUAUAUCAAUUCAAGAUAACACAUGGUAUAAUUUAAAACUUUCUUAUAAUGGCUCAAAUAUAAAACUUAUCUUAAAUGAUGAAAUAAUUUUUAAUUCAAAAAUAAAGCAAAAUAUGCAUAAACAAUUGGGUACCCUUGGUCUUAUAUUAUUAUCUGGUCAAUGUAAGUACAAAAAUGUUGUAUUUACACCAAGCACAAGUUAA